This is a messenger RNA of Phytophthora sojae, 306 nucleotides long. RefSeq lists its product as hypothetical. The annotation marks the transcript as partial. The record is from RefSeq and is a predicted model, not a curated record. Lineage: Eukaryota; Oomycota; Peronosporomycetes; Peronosporales; Peronosporaceae. The transcript has 2 exons.
CCCCCACUGGAGGAGACCCAGUUCAGUUCCUGGAAAGCGUUCGAGUUGUACAUCAAUGAGUAUCAGUCUCGGUCCUAUCAAGCAAGUUCUUGCAUUGUAUCUACAAUAUAUGAAAGCGAUGAUCUAACUCCGAUAUGUGCCAAGUCCAAAACCGGGUCUGGUACACCCAUACCUGACAGUUUUGGCUUCUACGCGAAGACUCUUGUCUGUACACACAGUGGUGAGUUCAAGUCUCGCGGACAAGGAAAGCGACUACGGCAGGAAUCAAGGCAGACGGGAUGCACAGCACAGGUAAUGGUUGUAAUU